Molecule: messenger RNA, 666 nt
Organism: Eimeria mitis
Lineage: Eukaryota; Apicomplexa; Conoidasida; Eucoccidiorida; Eimeriidae
Exons: 3
Coding region: 1-666 (221 amino acids)
Source: RefSeq, a predicted model, not a curated record
AUGAGCGACGAACAACAGAGGGAUAUCAGCUCUGCUGGUGGUUCUGUUGCUGCUGCUCCUGCAGCAGCAGCAGCAGCAGCAGCAGCAGUUCCAGCAGCAGCUGCCGCAGCAGCAGCGGCUCAAGCAGCAGCAGAGGCAGCAGCAGCAGCAGCAGCAGUGCAGGGGACCCCGAACGCUUCUGUGGGAGAUAACAAUGCUCAGGACGCAGCAGCAGCAGCAGCAGCAGCAGCAGCAGAUCUUGCUGCUUAUCGUCAGCUGCACCAGCAGCGCUAUGCUGAGCGGCUGCUGAAGGAAGCAGAAGAGACGGCAGCAGCAGCAGCAGCAACAGCAGCAGCAGACCUUGCUGCUUAUCGUCAGCUGCACCAGCAGCGCUAUGCUGAGCGGCUGCUGAAGGAAGCAGAAGAGACAGAACAAAUGAGGAGACAGAGAGAAGAGAGGAUGGGUGUGGAGUUGGCUCGUCGGCUGCAGCAGGAGGAGAUGGAUAGGCUGGAGAUGGAAGCAGCAGCAAACAGAGAAAGACAGCGCCAGCUAGCUGAGGGACGGAUUGCUGCUGCUGCUGCUGCACCUUCACCGGAAGCAGAAGCAGCAGCAGCAGCAGCAGCAGCAGCAGCAGCAAACGGGCCUCUCGCGCAGUCAAACCCAUAUAGUCCAGGAGAAGACGAGUGA